Messenger RNA from Acaulospora morrowiae, 588 nucleotides. The record is from the annotation of a GenBank genome assembly. Lineage: Eukaryota; Fungi; Glomeromycota; Glomeromycetes; Diversisporales; Acaulosporaceae.
AUGACUGACACGAAUAUUUCAAAAACUGAUUUCAAAAAUGUUUGCCAAGCAUUAGGGAUUGCUACAGAUGGCGUAAAAGCAGAUUUAGUCCAAAGAAUAAGAAGAUAUCUCAAGGGUAAAAGCCGUGCAGAUAGCUGUGAUACAGAAGGGAAUGGUAGAGAAGAAGACGAAGAUACAAACACAGUGGUUUAUGAUAAUUACUCUGAUACAUCUGAAAUAGGCAACCUGAACCAGCAAGCAAGAACUCUAAAGAACCAAUUAGAGAAAGAACAGUUGACGACAGUUGAGAAUAAUGGGGAUGAAUCUAAGUUGAAUUUAGCAAAUAAUAGAAAAUGUCCAUUAUCAAAUGAUAAGGAAACAGAAUCUAAAGAGAACAAAUUAUUAACAGAGUUUAAACGGUUGAAAAAUGCUAUGUUAACAUUCAAUAACAGAUUGAAUACUGUAACGGCACAAGUACGUGAUACAAAACAAAAAGUGGAGGUAAAUGAAACGUGGCAGAAACAUAAAUUUGAAAAGUCCUAUGACCAGCACGAAUAUAAUGCCUUGCACAAAAUUGGAAAGGAAUUAGAUUUGGCAAUGGAAUUAUGA